Bradysia coprophila is the source of this 831-nucleotide messenger RNA. RefSeq lists its product as uncharacterized. The record is from RefSeq and is a predicted model, not a curated record. NCBI's taxonomy places the organism in Eukaryota, Metazoa, Arthropoda, Insecta, Diptera, Sciaridae.
AGUAGGCACAUUAGAAAGAAAAAACCAGUAGUACCGAAACACCACUUCGUUCCAGUUCAAUUUCAUUUUCAUUCGACAAAUUUUUUUCUUCUUCAAAAUCAAAAUAUGGAUAACAAUUCAACGAACAUAACCGAUGCAGAAAUUCAAAUGCUUAACGGGCGCUGUGUUAUGAGCGCCUUAGAUUCCCUAAAAAAUCAUGCAACAGAAAACGAAAUAUGCAACUACUUUCAAGCGGCCAGCGGCGGACCAACGGAUGUCGUUCAACAAGAAAUAAAAAGAAUAUUGGAACUUGGCGUCAAAAAUGGAUUUAUCGUGCGAAACGGCGACAAAUAUGUACUGACGAGCCUGGAAAGCGAGUAUCAAAUAGACGGUGAUGAUGAUGACGAAGACGUGGAGUUUGUCUCCCCCAAAAUUCCGCGUUAUGAAGUCUACUCAAGUCCAACAGCAGAUGAUAUGGGUAGGGGAUACAGAUCCAUUGCACGACAUUCUACAGUUCCACGAACGCCACCUCGUAAACGUAAGUACACUAAACGGAAGCCAGAACCAACGGACCGAGUCACUCGAUCCUCAAGUAGAGUGAGGGCUAGCCCAUCCAAGGCUAGCACUACAUCAAGGGCGAGUACCACAUCAAGGGCAACUCCAGCUAAAAAACGGAAAGUAGCGGCUAAACCCAGACCGCCGACGAAAUUCAGUUCAAGAACAGUGGCGAAAGGAAAGGGUGGCGGUAGAGGUCGUGGACGGUAGCUUUUUUUGCCUUCAAAAUUUGUUUGUCAUCGAAAAUUGUUUGUGUGAAUGUAUUUUGUGAAAAUAAAUCGUUUUCUCGAUUACGGA